GAUAUAAAGUCGAGACGUGCUGUUCGCCCCGAGAACUGUGAGAAAUAGGCUAUCGCACUUGUUGAGGCUUACCUGUGCUGACAUCAUCAUCGCAAUGACAACGGGACCCGGCGACAAGGGGGCCACCUAAAGGGAUCUUGGCUCGACUUGGCAAUCAAAGUUUUUUUUCUUUUUCAAUGUUUCCCCGGCUUGUGGACCUGCCUGUGGAGUUACCUGUGCUGUGAUCGAUCGGAGACUAACCGAAUCGAGUUCUUCCUCAGCUUCAGCAGUCAUUGCAUGACCGUGAGGCCGCGAUGAGUCGGAGAACUCGGCGCUGGAUUUUAAGAGUUUUACUUUGUCUGGGAAUAGUCUACCUGAAAAUUGGGGGCUUCUCGUCGGUGGUGGCCCUCGGAGCGAGCAUAAUCUGUAACAAAAUCCCCGGUUUGGCCCCGAGGCAGCGGAUUAUCUGCCAGAGUCGCCCCGAUGCCAUUAUCGUCAUCGGAGAGGGCGCGCAAAUGGGCAUCAACGAGUGUCAGUUCCAGUUCAAAAACGGGCGCUGGAACUGCUCGGCCCUGGGCGAGAGGACCGUCUUCGGAAAAGAGUUGAAAGUGGGGAGCAAAGAAGCGGCCUUUACGUACGCCAUUAUCGCAGCCGGGGUGGCCCACGCCAUCACCGCCGCCUGUACGCAGGGCAACCUGAGCGACUGCAGCUGUGACAAAGAGAAGCAGGGUUUCUACAGCAGGGACCAAGGAUGGAAGUGGGGAGGCUGCUCUGCGGACAUCAGCUACGGCCUCGGCUUUUCCAAAGUGUUUAUUGAUGCCCGAGAGGUCAAACAGAACGCCAGGACGCUCAUGAACCUCCAUAACAAUGAGGUGGGACGCAAGGUCUUGGAGAAGAACAUGCGACUGGAAUGCAAGUGUCAUGGCGUGUCGGGCUCCUGCACCACCAAAACCUGCUGGACUACACUUCCCAAGUUCCGCGAGCUUGGCUACAUUCUCAAGGAGAAAUAUGCCCACGCAGUGCACGUGGAACCGGUCAAAGCCAGCCGCAACAAGCGCCCCAAAUUCCUGAAGAUCAAGAAGCCAUAUUCUUACCGGAAGCCCAUGGAUACAGACCUGGUGUACAUAGACAAGUCCCCGAACUACUGCGAGGCGGACACGGUGACGGGCAGCUUGGGGACGCAAGGGCGAGUGUGCAAUAAGACUAUGAUGCAGCACAUCAGCGGCUGCGACUUGAUGUGCUGCGGCCGCGGCUACAACACGCAUCAGUACUCCAGAGUGUGGCAGUGCAACUGCAAGUUCUUGUGGUGCUGCUACGUCAAAUGCAACACGUGCAGUGAGAGGACAGAGGUGUACACGUGCAAAUGAGAAUAUUUAUUGGUGCUGGCGCGCGUGUGGUCGUGAACACGCGUGUCUCUUUGGAUCUUCCUGCGGCACGAGCAGCGGCCACUGGUGUGCGCACUUUGGGUUGGUUGGGAUGCAGGGUGGCCAAACACCGUCAAGGGGAAAACUGCACACAACUGAAGCACAAAGACUUGAAUCUACACGGACACGUACGGUAUCGGGGACGAGAAAUGGAGUACGGCGCGUGCGAUGCCUGAGCCGCGCAUACUGCUGUCUGUCACGCAUGGUAUAACUCAUCCAUGUGGAAUAUUUAACAUACUGUCUUUUAUAGAAUGGAGAUAAUUAAUAUUAAUUUAUUGGAUAAGAACUACUGAUUUUGUCCAUUAUGGGUCACAAAUAACUCCAUGUUGGGAGGGCUUAGUUUUUUUUAAAGGGACCAGAAACUGUUAACACACUGGAUUUGAAUCCACCUGGAAUCCGUCAUAUUAACUCGUGACCCACUUGUGUCUUCCCUCUGUUUGCUGCUAGUCCCGAGAAUCCCAUUAAUUUUUUUUUUUUUUUUAGGUCGGAGCUUCAAAAACACAGGCACAUUUUCCACCUUUGGUAAAUAUUGGUUCAUAGAGUAUAUUUUGUAAGAGCCUAUUUUUGUAUGGAUGUUUUAUUUAUAUCUGUUGCAUAAUAUUCAACUUUAAGCUCGGACACGUGUCUAUAAAAUGCUGAUCAUGUACGUUUGCCCCUGUUGUCACUGCUGCGGUUGUGUCGUGUGAGUUAUAGAAGCUGUUGUUUACUGCAUUUCAUGACUACUACUGAUGGAAUACAGGCGCAGAAUAACACCAA
Molecule: messenger RNA, 2159 nt
Organism: Hippocampus zosterae (dwarf seahorse)
Lineage: Eukaryota; Metazoa; Chordata; Actinopteri; Syngnathiformes; Syngnathidae
Gene: wnt7ab
Product: protein Wnt-7a
Exons: 4
Coding region: 294-1346 (350 amino acids)
Biological process (GO): canonical Wnt signaling pathway; positive regulation of JNK cascade; neuron differentiation
Cellular component (GO): extracellular region
Molecular function (GO): frizzled binding; cytokine activity
Source: RefSeq, a predicted model, not a curated record